Periophthalmus magnuspinnatus is the source of this 768-nucleotide messenger RNA. RefSeq names its product geminin DNA replication inhibitor (gene gmnn). Gene Ontology annotation, cellular component: nucleus. Gene Ontology annotation, biological process: negative regulation of cell cycle; negative regulation of DNA replication. Lineage: Eukaryota; Metazoa; Chordata; Actinopteri; Gobiiformes; Gobiidae. The record is from RefSeq and is a predicted model, not a curated record. The coding region runs from base 31 to 744 and encodes 237 amino acids. The transcript has 6 exons.
GUACGUGUCUCCAGGUAUCUCUGAUCAGACAUGGCUUCCAGUGGAAAACUCAAGCAGGUCAGCCAGAAGUCCAACGAGAACAUCCUGAGCUUUUUUUCUAAUUCUCAAAAGUCAAUGGGGCCACAGAGGACUACUCUUAAGGUACUCCAGCCUUCAGCAGUUAAUACAGCGUUUGGGAGGGCAUCACAGGGGUCAAAGAUCAUUCCCAAACGAAAACAAUGGGGUACAGAACAAAUUAAGGGUCCAAAGAGGGUGAAAGUUGAAGUCAAAUCUACUCAAACCGAAGCUCUUGACUCUCCCGACAGUGAGACAAAUGAGGCAUAUGAACUCAUGAUAAAAGAAACCCCACCUUCAGCAUACUGGAAAGAGGUUGCAGAGGAGAGGCGUAAAGCUCUGUAUAAUGUUCUACAAGAAAAUGAGAAGCUCCACAAAGAAAUUGAGACCAAAGAUUGUGAAAUUUCAAAGCUUCAGGGUGAGAAUGAAGAGCUACAGGAGUUGGCACAGCACGUUCAGUACAUGGCUGAUAUGAUUGAGAGACUGACUGGGAAGAGCCCAGAUAAUCUUGAACAACUGCGAGAUCUUGCCCUUGAUGGUGGAGAGGAUGUGGAGGGAGAAGGGAAAGAUGACAAUGAUUCACUUGAACAAACUGAAGACCGUGAGGAAGAAGAUGAAGACUCAAGCCAAAGUGACACGGAAGAAAUGCCUGAAGAAUCUAAGCCUGAAGAUUCAAUUGGACAGAAAUAGCUCUGGCUGUGACCUCUGCCUAUG